CCUGAUCUUGAUUUUAUGAUCAAGAAUUUAGAAUAUCGGAUGGAUGACACCGCCCACCACCCUUCAUUAACACCAACAAAACACAGCAGACAAAAGGAAAGAAAAAGAAGCCUCUGUCGCUUUAUUUCCGCGCUUUCAUAGAUUUUCUCGCCGCAUAAAACUUGCAAACACUACACUAAACUCUCUCUGAGUCUCUCUCUCUUGUCUUUUUUUUUUUUUUUGAGUUUUUAUUUUCCAAAAUUCGGAGCUCUCUUUGGUUCCCUGUCCUUCUCCUUGUCUUUUCCUAAAAAAAAAAACACCCAAUAAAAAAUAUCUCCCUUAUCACUUCUCUCAGCUCAAUUUCCAUCAAGCUGAAGAAGUGCUAUUUAGCUAAAUUAUGCAAGGGCAUUCGGCAUUUUGUGAAUAGAAGAGAGAGGGGAUACUGGUUCGUAGGCGUGGUGGGACUUCUGCGAGCUCAGCGUCCUCUCUCAUUGUCUUUUUUUAGCUUAGAGAGCUUUGUUCUUGAUGCAUAUGCAUAAUCAGAACGUUGUGCUUUAUUGAUAAGGUUGUAUAGAGGGUUUUAACUGAAGGAGGAAGCUUAAAACUUAAUAUUAUGGGUUCUGUUUGCUGCUGCUUGCACGCUGAGGAUUUUGAGGACUAUACAAAUCCAAAUAGUAAUGUAUGUAGAAACUGCGUGUGCCUUAGUUGCUUUGUUCAGAAUUUCCUACACGUGUAUACCACAUUAUUUCAAAGAGGGGAGCUGCAUUCUGUCCCUUCAUCCAUUCAGGGGACAGCAUCUGUGGACUCUUCUGCAUCACUAGACAACUCACUGUCUGACAUGUACCGUUCUCCUGCAAGGCCCUUGCCUUAUGAUGCUGACACCAGAUAUUUCCGCUUACAACGUGAUGGUCUUUUUUCAAGAUGCGAGAAGGGUUCGAGUCAUUCACAAGAGGAAUCAGAGCCUUUAAGAGGUGAAGAUGCUGCAGAUUCAGAAACUUUGAGUACAGGAGACAAAUGGAAUUCUUGUGAACAAGGCUCAAAAGAGCAGCAUUCUAAAUUCUCACAAAAACUCUCAUCAGCAAAAGCAGCUGCUGUAAUUGGGUACAUCUAUUCAUCAGCAGAAGAGGAGGAUGUCUGUCCAACAUGUCUUGAAGAAUAUUCUCUAGAGAAUCCCAAGAUAGUCACAAAAUGUUCCCACCAUUUCCAUCUUGGUUGCAUUUAUGAAUGGAUGGAGAGAAGUGAAAACUGUCCAGUCUGUGGAAAGGUUAUGGUGUUCAAUAAAACGAUUUAAUCUCGCUUAAAAUGUUUCAUUGUGGAUGAAAACCAGCAACAACAGAAGACAGAACCAAAAAAAGGCAUCUAUGGUCCUUUGUAAAUACUGCAAAGUAAAGUUUGUCACAUACCGUAAAUAUGAAAAAUGUUCUGUAUAAAGAUUGUAAGUUCAUUCUCUUUGUAACCCUUUAAGUGGGGAAAAAAGAAAUCAUGCAUAAACAAAAAAAAGGAAAAAAAAAAGGAAAGAAAUCAUGCAUGAUCGCUGAAAAUCUCACUAAAAGUUCCGAGAAUAGUUUGUUUAUCAAUGGGAAAAUUGUGGAUUUGAGGAA
Messenger RNA from Durio zibethinus, 1580 nucleotides. The record is from RefSeq and is a predicted model, not a curated record. Lineage: Eukaryota; Viridiplantae; Streptophyta; Magnoliopsida; Malvales; Malvaceae.